Molecule: messenger RNA, 1113 nt
Organism: Beauveria bassiana ARSEF 2860
Lineage: Eukaryota; Fungi; Ascomycota; Sordariomycetes; Hypocreales; Cordycipitaceae
Exons: 1
Coding region: 1-1113 (370 amino acids)
Source: RefSeq, a predicted model, not a curated record
AUGAAGCCUCAUUCGACUGCUCUAGUGCUCGCCAUAACAGUCCUCGGCAAGUGCUACGGCUAUGGCGAGUCUACUACAAUGAAUUAUACUUCUUUUAUGCCUUCGACGUCUAGUACCACCUCCUCCUUCACAAGUAUCGAGUAUGCAGCCUAUGUGCCGCUGACGGCCAGCACCACUACCACCACCCGCACGUCAACGAACACUGAAGCGCAAUCCAGGGGCGAAUCAUCACUACUCUACACGGUACCGGGCAGUCACUCUUCCGGAUCGACACCCCGUCACCACGGCAGCAUCAGCGGAUAUGCUCCCGCCGAUGCUGCCAAGUCUGCUUCUACUAGCAACGGUCCACACGCGACGUCCUACCACCCGCGGACCAACUGCACCACCAACAAGACCGCAGCCGUCCUCAUCCCACCAGAGGGCAACCAGCGGUCCUCUUCCAUCGGUCUCAGCGAGGUUAAUGACCAGAGCGAGGAGGAACCCCUCGGCGAGCCCGCCAAAGACCAAGAAGGCAAUACGCUCACGCAGCGCUUCGGGCUCGACGCACUGCAGAAGUUCCUCGACAAUCAGCCCUACGCGCCGUGGCUGUGGCCGCGCCUCGACACGCCCGGCAGCAGCCGCCCCAUCACGCAUUCUUCCGACGAGUUCCAGGACACGGUGUGCACGGGCGACCUCAUCGACCAGUACGAGGAACGCCGCGCGUCGCGGCACCUCGAUUACUUCUGCAACCGCUGGCAGAUGCCCUGGCAGCGCCUCUACGCGAGCACGUCGGGCAGGACGACGCUCUUCAUGUGCCCGUUUGGCGGCCUCCGCAACUGCAGCCUCGCACUUUACCAGGCGGCGAGCGCGCACCUCGACCGCGAGUGCGGGCCCAGCGGCACCGGUUACGUGCACGUUCGCAAGCUGCGCAUCGGACGGGAAAGGCCGUCGUGGAACGUGACGUUUUGCCAGGGGAUUAGCUACUCGCCGCUGCACGACUAUCGCAUCGAACAGAGUGACGUGCUGGUGGACGGCAGGCCGUAUGAGGAGUGGCGGAUUCUGAACAGGAGAAGGCAGAUGAGGAAGGAGCUUCAGCCAAAAGAUAUUAAUGAGGGAAACGACGCGGAGCCAUAA